Ilex paraguariensis (yerba mate) is the source of this 876-nucleotide messenger RNA. The record is from the annotation of a GenBank genome assembly. NCBI's taxonomy places the organism in Eukaryota, Viridiplantae, Streptophyta, Magnoliopsida, Aquifoliales, Aquifoliaceae.
AUGAAUUCGAGCUCUUCAAAUUCUCAAUCCAUGGCUACCUCAACAACAACUGAUGGAAAGAAAGUACGGAAGCCCUACACAAUAACUAAGUCCAGAGAGAGCUGGACCGAAGAAGAGCACGACAAGUUCAUCGAAGCUCUCCAACUGUUUGACCGUGACUGGAAGAAAAUUGAGGAUUUUGUUGGUUCAAAAACAGUUAUUCAGAUUCGUAGUCAUGCCCAAAAAUACUUUCUGAAGGUCCAAAAGAAUGGAACAACAGCACAUGUGCCACCACCUCGUCCAAAACGCAAAGCUGUUCAUCCUUACCCUCAAAAGGCCCCCAAAAAUGUUUUGGUGCCAUUGCAAGCCUCCAUGGCUUUUCCUUCUUCCUUGAAUUAUCUUGCACCUGGAUAUUCUCCAUGGGAUGAUGCUUCCAUGUUUAUAAACACUCCACCAAGUGGAAUCAUGCCUUCCCAAGGCGAAUACAGUCUUCAUGGAGUUGAAGCUGAUAUUGGAUCGAAGGGGGCAGCAAAGAUUAGUAACAGCAGUAUUAGUGGAAUUGGAAGCUCAUGCAGAACAUUACCAAGUUCUGAGUUACUAUCAGAAGGGAAACAGUGUUCCAUGCUUCAUGGUAUACCAGAUUUUUCUGAAGUCUAUAGCUUCAUUGGGAGCGUCUUCGAUCCAGACACUAAAGGCCAUAUGCAGAAGCUUAAGGAGAUGGAUCCCAUUAAUUUUGAAACAGUUUUAUUGUUAAUGAGAAAUCUCACGAUCAACUUGUCUAGUCCUGAUUUUGAGCCAAUGAGAAACGUUAUGUCAUCGUACAAUAUCACCAGCAAAACUGUGGGAGGUGCUUCAGGAAAUGUUGCCAAGAAUCAGAACAACGAUCUAACAUGUUGA